GGCAGUCUGUCGUUGGGUCUGAGAGAGGGUGAGAGAGAGAGAGAGAAACGGAGAGAGGGUGAGAGAGAGAGAGAGCGAGAGCUUAGCGGAGCCGCCGCGCCAGCGCAGAGAGGCACGGAGACGCAGUGUGAGCAUCAGGGCCACUUCAGCUGGAAAAGUAAAUAAACAUAAACGUCGGUACGGAGAGUCGGAGGAGAUGCGUUUUUCCUGCACGGACCUAAAAUGAAAGGGUUACCUGGCUGUAAAGUGGAUUUGAAGUCUUGUUCAUCGCUGCGACUUUGACACGAGAGUUGCGCGGGCAGAGACUGAAUAAGGAGCUGUCUGUUUGGGGGAAUUUCAGGCACACUUCAUCAAAAUUGAGUUGGACCUCCAGGAACCAGUCAAGGAGUAAGCUAAACUACCAGGCCACUACUUUCCCAGGAACAGAACCCACCGUGAGUACUUCAUCUCUUGACCGAACCUUUCCUGAAGAUCUGGUUUUCCUCACAUGCUGUGGGCAUCUUUACAUAAUCAAAGUGUACCUGCCACGUAGACGUGGCUAGAAAGCGUUCGGUUCAGAUAAAGUUUUUGAUGGCAUUAGCAGAUGCCUGACUCCACUCCGUGCACCGUUAUUUCAGUGUGAGCUCAGUUGUGCGCCUUUAUGAUCCAAGACUGAGACGCAGCUGGAAUGAGGGACUUGUUGCGCCAGAGCUGGGCUCUUUAUCAAACGAUAUUUGUGAAAGGGAGGGAAAAAAACAAGCAGGCGAUGAGUCUGGGAGGACAAUUUUAACAUCUGUGUUGAUUUUCCACGCUUAUCUGGAGUCAGUGGACAUACUUGAAAUUUUCUUUUAGUUCUGUUAAUUAAAAUUCUGUCUGACCCAUGAACACAUUAAGGCUGUCAUGUAAAAGAAAAUAUAACCCUUUCAGCACUUGAAACUUCUCAAACACGAUGACCGGGCAGAAAGCAAACUGAUAGUCCUCGAACAUUUCUUGAGGGGUUGGCUCCAUCCCAAAGAAUGCGCCCUUAUGCUGUCUAUACAGCCGGCAGGAGUCAACCCUCCCUGCUGAGCUCUGGACCCAGGCCUUGAGAUUCAACAACAAAUGCAUGAACUAACUUAACUUUGGCCUGAAAAGACGUGACAGUGGCUUCACUGACAAUGCUGGUAGAUAUUAGACUCCCCAGUUUUACUUUAGUCAUCUGCAGGAUGGAGAUCUCUCUGGUUGGAUUUAAACUCAGGUCCUGUGGUCGCUCCAUAGUCUCCUUCUCCUUCUCCUUCUUUUUUGUGCAGCAAUGUCUGCAAAGCUCACAAGAAAACUCAGUGUUUGUAUUUCUACACUGGGCUGCUGCUUUUAGUCAUGUUGGCAUGAGAAGAACCAUGGCCUAUAAUGUAAACAGUCAACACACACUCUUUAUCAAGUUGACAAUUAUGGCCGCUUGGUCUGUGGUCCUGAGCUGCAAAUUAAGACCAUAUUCAAACCACCAGAGCAUAAGUUGACACUCACAGAGCUUGUUAGACUUCUGAAAUAAAGCAGUACACAUGCUGUUAAUCGCUAAAGCUUAUGAAAUGGACAAGCAGUGAAGUUUAGUAUUUCUUUAAACCUGCAAUUGUCACAUUUAUAGCUGCAAAGUUCGCUGCCGAAUACAGAAGAUUUGAUGAGGCUUCCCCACAUGUUGGUUCUAAGCAGAAUAAGGACUCCACUGACUGUGAAACUCAUUGAUUUAUGUCCCCAGAGCAGAACUGUCAGGUCAGAAUUCCUGUUGUCAAAAUGAACAGUCCUUGUGAUUGGAAAUUUAACAGUCGUACGCUCCUUUACACAAGAUCCUCACCCCUUUGAUCUUAUCUAAUUAAGACAGAUCUGGGGCCCAAGUGGUGUGUGGGUCAGCUUGUGGGUGUGUAUGUGGGGUGAGUAAAAACACAGUUUACCUGCCACCCACUGCCACAAACCCCAGGGGGUCUUUGAUGCGAUCAGAGUCUGUGACACCCAUUUACAGUCCUGAAGGUGGAUUAGGUCACUGGAGUUUAAGCUGUUUGACUCACACACUCAGAGUCACAUUUGUUGGCUGUCUGUCGUACAGCUCCACUAAACUUGACCGAGUCACACUUGAUUUCAGGUUUAGAGCAUUUUUCCGUACUCAUGAGUAAGAAUCAUAAGUUUGUAUAUCCACUUAAACAAAGCUCAGUCACACAUGAAAUGCACUCUUAAAGGUGGGAUCAGGACAACUUCUGCUCAUGGUCUGCACAGUUUUCUGCUUCGGGCUGUUUAACAAGAUAUUUAACCUUUCCACUUUGGACACAGAGAAAUAUUAUUGCUUGUUAUUGUGAAAUUCCUCAGAAACAGGGCUGUAGCUCACCCGGCGCCCUGACCUCUACUUUAUGAGAAGAUCAGAUGGGUGAGAUUUCACCUCACUUUCCCAGCAGAUGACCUGCAACAUCCCGUAUUAGCAACCCUUUCCGUGACACAUAUAAAAAUGCACAAUUUGUCGCAUUUUGACACUUCCCGGCUUUUACAGUGGUUACAGAGGAGAAGAUAUACAAAGUGAGAGAUUGCGAUAACCGCAGCAGAAUGACAGAAACUGAGAUAUCUUAAUCUUAGUUUAACGAUAACCCAGAGCUAGUUCUGAACUUUUGUCCCUUCAGACUUUUGAAUGUGUCAAAUCAAACAAAUAGUUCCCAAGAGUUCAGUGGUUUCCUUAGUAACAGGAAAAAAAAGGGUGUAUUUGUCCAACUGACUGUGUUUGUGUAAAAAAUGCUCAUCAGAAAGUUACACCACAUCUUGCGUGAUGCUAAAAAGCUAAACAGCACUGAAGGGAUGAGUUGAUGCUCCUGACUUCUGACCCUCUUGUUACAAACUCCCACUGCAAAGACUUAUCAUCUCCCCCUGAGAUGGCUGUUUUAUGUUUCCCUGCAUGAGCUCUGACACCCAUCAGGAGAAAGGGUCCUUGGAACAUCUGUGUUGUGAUUACUGAAAGCAUUAUUUCUCCUCCCCCCGCGUCCAAGGACCUGCAUUCCACCCAUUCUUACUCCCAAUACCCAGACUGUUUCCACACUCAUGCAGGUAUAUUUUGUGUGGCAGAAGUGAAAUUUCCUUUAAAACCACAUGCAGGGGAAAGUAAGAGAGACAUGUUUGCUGUUUAACCAGCAGGAUAAGUCUUUCUGUUUAUACACAUGCUAGUUCUAAAGAAGCUUCUCAGUUUUACUUUUUCUUCCUCUUUUGUUUCCCUGUGAAUCUGCGGACAGAAUACAGAUUCCUUUCAAACAGCUGAUUAUGAUUACACUUCUGAUUACUUGGACAUUUCAAAAGCAUGACGCACCACAACGCAGUUCCCCCGCAGCUCUGCUCCUCAUCAUCAUGCUUCCAUGUGCUGCUAAUGGCACGGGACUUGUUGAAGUUACACACAAUGGUCAACACUUGGUCAACUAAAAGCUAAAAACAUUAUUGACAGAUAGAAAUCUUCAGCUGUCACAUCACGCUGGUUGCCGUUUUCUAUGUUUAAAUGCUCUUUAACAUCAAAUACUCAGAGUCAUCGCGAGCAAGAACUGCACAUCUGUUUUCUUAAACCGUUUAGUUUCUCCAGGUGAGGAGUCAUGUAUGGGAACUGGAACAUCAGCAGAGUGAGCAAGAUCUGAAUUAUAUAACAUUCACUAUUGCAAUGCCAGGAAAAGGACCUCCACUUCAACUUGAACAAAUCACUUUUUGCGUUAUUCGCGACUGAACUGCUGCAUCAGUGUUCGUGAAUUUUGAAAUUAAAGUAAAUAAUCUAAGAGUUUGUUCAAUUGUUCAACAGUCACUGCAUUAACACCACCACUACAGUAUAUGUUAGCUCACAGUGAGGCUGUAAUCAACCAAAGAAAUUCUUGGUCGACUAAAACCCUGAAAUUUUCGACCAAAAAUCGACUCUGCCGUCAAACCCUUCUGGGAUGACGUGGCGGAGUGCGGGGUGAAAAUAUACUGACAUAGAUGGUAGAGAGGAGGACUCACAUGAAAGUUGAAACGCUCAAAUUAAAAAUAAAUAUUCAGCGAACCACCGGACAUUGAUGAACGUGGACGCUCUUCAAUCUUCCUGUCUCCAGUCGGUUUCCAGUUGUUUGGGCAAAAAUGGUGAAAACAAGGAGGAUGUUCUGAGACAGGCUCUUCCCUGUGAAACUGAAAAUACACCAAUUAACACUUGGUACAUUCCUUCUGAUAAAAUUAACCAUAGAUUGUAAAUUAACGGGGGGAAAAAUGGAGUCAACCAAUCAGAAUUUUGGUCAACUCAGCACGUAUCGACCAAUAAGUCGACCAGUUGACUAGGACUUUACAGCCCUACUGAUCAGUCCUCUGUAAAAAAGACUCCUAAUGUCAAGGCAAAAGUUACACAUCGCAUGUUACCCUCAGUCACUCACGCCUCCCCUGACCUGUCUCAACACCCUUUGGAAACAAUAAUGAGGAAAGUCGAUACAAAAGUGAGCAAUCAUAAUUGAGUAUUUAGCUGUGUAAUAGACACUUGUUUUUUCCCUCAGGAUAGGUGUGGUUUGAAUGAUGAAGCAGUCCGUAGUAUGGCCAUCACCCUAAAGUGACACCGAUACAUCUGUGGGGCCCGAAACACACUUUGACAAAUAAGUUAAUAACCAAAAAUUUUUUUUUUCCUAAACUUCACCACAAAGCUUUGUUUCCUCAAUCUUAACGAUGAGUGAAUGUUUCACAAAACCAACAGAAUGAUGUAGUUUGGAUUAAGCAUCAGGGCUAUUUAAUGAAAACAGGAAAAGAUCCCGGUCCUCUAUAGUCCCUUAUGGGGUUUUGGCACUAUUAUCACUAUUAUAUUAUAUUAAAAUGUAGGUUUAGGGUAUGACUUUGGAGCUGGUCCAAAAACAGACAAGUUACUAUGUGCAUUGAGAAUACAGCUGUCGCUGUGAUGCAGGGUUGCAAUAGUGCUGGGACCCUUAAGCAUAUGGGGGCAUUCAUAUUAUGAAUGUCUGUCUUGGAUGAGUGACCAUUCUCGUGCACAUGGAGCUGUAAUUGUCAGCAAAACUGUCCUGUCCUUCAUUUUUAUCUCCCAACAUAAGACUGAACUGUGGUUUUGUCAGGCGGCUGUGUUUGUCAGUUACAAGGACUGUGCUCAGUGUGUGACUGACACAGGCAGUAUAUUUUUGGAUCAUUUGGAUAACAGUAUCACACAGUGUGGUUUCUAUGAGCACAUUUUCAGAGUAUUCCAAUUUUAAAAAACAGCAUAAAACUUCUAAUUCAUUGUGUCUUAUUUCUCUUAUAUGUGAGGGAAAAAUGUUCAUAAUAUCAAUGCAUCAGGUCGGUCAGUCAGUCAGUCAGUCAACAAUGACAGAAAGAGGAACCAGAAAGUACCAAAAUGAGGAUAUAAUUAUAUUUCACAAAAAGACGCGCAACAGUUUGUUUUCCUCUGCUGUCACAGUCAUAAAACUCCCCUGUAAAAACUUAAGAGUGUGGUGAACAUCGGGUAUUUCCAUGGGCAUGUUAGCUGAUACGUGCUAAGUUGUGAAGACAUAAAAUGAAUUCAGCUUUUUAAACUAAUUAAGUAAAUCUGACUGAAAUUAACAUCAUCGGAAACUAACAACAAGCUGGACCAGCUGAGACAUUCAAACAGUGAAAUGAAAAUACGCAGUCUUCUGCAUCAUUAGAUAUGAAUCUUAACAGUAUUGUUUUUUUUGUUAUUACUGCCACUUGGUGUGAAAGUGUUUGCUGCAGAACCCCAAUGCAGACAUACGGAUCUCUAAGAAGUGUAGCUAUGGACGGAAUUUCUCUGGUGAUUAAUUUGAUAUAAUUUACUCCACAACUUGGAAAUCCUGCUUUACGCAUUAUUCAUCGGAAAAUAAAAACAAAAUUUCAGUCUUAGAAGUGCAAAACUCCUGUAAAAAAUGCAGAUUCAAGUGUCCUUAUGAGAGUGAACAACCCUUUGUAAAUAUUUGACUCCUCCUUUAGCAUUCAAAAUAUUGUCCUUGGGGAAUAAAACUAAUGGACUGAAUUUGAAUACAAUAACAAGUUUGUUUGUGACAAAGAGAAACCUGAAAUGAGUGAUUGAACACGUUAGACGGCUUUACAUUUAUAAUAAACAGUACAUUAUAAGUUUAAUAUUCCAGCCCUACAAUAAUAACAGUGUGACUCUUUAAAUACUUCCAGACCACAGCAUGUUGCACAAUUUUCCCGCAGCUUCACUGUUCAAUGACGUCUCUACGCUCAUGUUUUUGUCGUAUAAUAUUUGCAUAUUGAAGUCAAACCUUCAAAAUUGACUCUCUGUCCAAGUCAUGGCCAGAAACGCCUCUAAACAUUUGUUUUCAAGUACAGAGCAUUAGCGACUUUGCUUUGAGUGGUCAGCAAUGUAUUUGCUUUUAAGCCAAACCCUGAAAUCCCUGCAGAGCGCACUGAUGCAAUCCAAUAUUGCAUCUGCACUAUGGUGAUGUAAUCAGCAGAAUCUCUUUCCAAUAGUGAGAUUUCAUUAGAGGAUGAAUGGACACACCCAACAAUAAAGUACAGAGAAACAAGACACAUAUGGGAGGCUGCUACCCUGGAGUCAAGCAUUGUUCAUUAUUUGGAAAAAAUGCAAAUAGCAGUGAUACAACUUUAAAAAAAACUGGGGUACUGACAAACUACAUUUAUGUAAAAUGAAAGUCUUCAAGUUCCUCAUUUUCCGUAAGUCUUUGUUGGGAAAUAUGACUGAUCUUCAUUUAAAGUAGGUACCAACUUUCAGAUCCAAGUUUCAGGUGUCUUAGGUAUUUAAUAGAAAAUAAAUGUACAAAGUUCAUUUCUCUUCUUUGCUUCAAUGACCUCACAUUUCCCCUGAAUACUGACACAUCACAGAGAUGGUCCAGAACACUCUGAAAAGACUGGGUGUGGACUUCUCUGGAAGAAGAUCCAGUUCAGAUCAUCUCUUCUCAGCAAAACCCCCUUUUAUAUUCGCCUGUCCAAUGUAUUUGCUGUAUUAUCUUGUGUAAGUGAGACAAUGAUAUGAUUACUGUUUACAUGAAUAUCUCUGUGUAUAUCUAAUGUCAUGUGUGUUUGUGUCACAGAGUUCAUGCUAAUUCCCUCAUUAUGGCAUUUCUGAAGGUUUUGUCACAGUUGUUUUUCCUGCCAUUUAGCCUGAAAACCUACUUUGCUAAAACAUGUGGAAGAGAUCACAGCAGAGAAACCUUUCAGCAAAGAAGCUUAUGAGAAAGAUAUUUGUAAAAUGAAAGGGGAGGUCUAUAUACUCUGUGGAUAAUAACCCAUGAGUUGGAUUUCAGUUGUUAGUGGGAUCCCUCGAAGAAUUUAUCGCCAAAUUAAAGUACUUCUUUAUAAGUUAUUUAUUGCUGAGUUAAUUAGAAGUAAACCGCUGCUGUUGUUGGCUUUGAGCAAACCAGAAGUCAUGGUGAAACCCAAUCAACUUGUCUGCACAGAGCUGUUGAUAAUUUAGAAAGUUGAUUCCUUCUCAUCAGGGAAUAAAUCAUUAUCACGUCAGAGCACAUCUAAAGUUUAGUGUUCAAGAUGUGCUGCUGUUGCUGGUGAGAUGAUGUCUGUGUUGGAUCUUUGGUUAUAUGGUAGCUGACUGUGGACUUUAUGUGACACAUUGGACUUAAAGGAACCGUGAGGAGUUUUAACUGGCUGAGAAACAGGCUAAAACGUAACACCAGCGGGAACAUAUACCCAGCAGGGGUGCUAAGAAAAAAAGCUCUACAUUGAUAAAUUUUUUAUUUUAAUUUAAAAAUACCAGCGUGGCAAUAUUGUUACAUGCAGCAGUAACACAUAGUCAACUGUGUUGUUUACUCAGGAAGCCACCCAAAAAAUGAACAUAUGAUACAUGAGACAUCAGUUCUCAAUCAAAAACCAAAAUUACUUUUAAUUCACAGAUAAUUCAGAUCCUGAUUGGUCGUGGGUGUGUCAUAACGGUAAGCAAUGUAAACGAUGUGUCACAGAGUUCGUGUAACUGUUCAUGGUGCUGAUCAACUUGACAACAGUAGAAAAUUUGUCACAGCUUCUGUCCACAUUACUGUGGUGCUGAACGGUGGUGCGUAAAGGCGUGCUGAAGUGUUUUACCUUACUGUCUUUUCUGUGGCUUUCCACCAGUUUGUGAAACCUCCCUUGAUAAAACAGCUGUCUAACUGCGCACUGUCUGCAUGAAUCAGACCUUUCUCUACUGCCAUAGCUGUCCUCAAUAUAAUGCAGUUAUCUCCAUUUGGUCAACCAGCUAACAAAACAUUUCCUUAGUUGGUUAAUCUGCUGCCUCUGGAACGUUAACAUUAUGACCAGGGAUGUUAGCUUGAACUGCGGGCGCACAGCUCCUGUCCCGGUCCCAGUGAUCACUGUCUGAGGGUGCUGUUGCUGUUUUGGUCGUUUUAGGGGUACGUUUUAGAUACAUGACAGUUGACCUUACACAUACAUGGUCAUUUGACUAGCAUGAGGAAUAUUAGGUCAGACUGCAACAAUUUAUAGUGAUUAGUGUUUCCCGUUAACUUUAUUUAUCUAUUUAUUUUUCAUUUUUGGGAUACUGCAGCGCCGCCAACACCCCGACUUCACGCAGUACUGCUGAUGCCGCUUGUUGCUGAUGGUCUGAGUUGCUUUACAAUGACAUUCUAAAGCAACCCAGACCAUCAGCAACAUGACAGAAAACUCCUCAGUAGAUAUUUGUGAUAGCUGAAACUGCUGUGAGGGAGUAGGUGUCAGAGCAGAUGAUUGACAGCAGGCCUGAGAGAUCGCCUUUUCCCAUGGCAAAUAUUCACAGUAAGUGAUGCAUUUCACUCUUAAAAGACAAGUUUCAUGUGUACAGGACAGGAUACAAGAGUUAUCACUUGGAAAAUCAGCUCAACAGCAACUUUACAUCUUUUAGAUUUUUAAUUAAGUUAACCAGAAAUGUCCUCGGUUUCCCUUAUUUUGCUCUACUUUUGCUUCAAACCUACAAAAAUAUAAUACUGGUUCCUCUUUUGCUGUGAAACUUCAUCCUUUAUGAUUUGACUCUAUUUUAUUUAUCCCAUAUAUCAUAAUAGUCAGUUUGGUUCAAAAAUAAAAAUUCCAGUCAAAAUUCAUCUGUAAACAUGCAAAAAUACUCACUAUUUUGCAAAAAUAAAGUCUAAAUUAUAUGGUUCGCCUCAUUCUACUCUGUUUUAUUCUAUUAAUAGCCGUCACAAUGACUGAACACGUGUGGUUUUGGGGCUUUGAGUGCUGAAAUGGAAGUGCUUAAGUGGUUGGAGGGGUAUCAUCCAUUAACGAACCGUGAAUCAGCCGGUCACAACCGCUGUCACACAUGACUCAACGCUAACUCUCAAUCCAGCUCUUGUCCUGAGCUGUGCCGGUCCACAGCAACUGUUUUAGAGAAUGUACAAGUGUGAGGGUGUGUGUGUGUGUGUGUGGCAGUGAUCACCCAGCCAUAAUGUUCAAGAGAAAGUCCGAGAAUGAAAGCCUAUGUGUGCCAGUGUGAGCGUCGUAGAAGCCCCGUGUCUCUGCUUUCUGGGUUAGGAGUGUGGAAACAAUGGGCACAUUGUGUGGGGAGUUGGCAGAGUGGAAGGGGGAGGUAGAGCAGUAGGAGGGGGAGGAAGAGGAGGAGGAGGAGGAGGAGGGGGAGGAGUGAAGUGAAGAGGAGACAGGAGGGGAAAGCUGAAGGAAAAAGAUGCCAGAGGAUGAGCUUAAGGGUGAGGACAGAGAGAAAGGGUGGAGAAGGGCGGGAAGAACAUCGCGUUGAAAACUGCUAAAAUGGAGAAAGUUUGAAAAAGUUUGAAAGGAGGAAACGACAGGAAAAAGAGGAGAGUUUUGGGGAGAAAAGGUGAGGAGGAGAAAAGACUAUUUAUAGUCAGAGGUAGGCAAGGAAGGGAGGAAGAGGAUAGGGCUUUCUAAGCAGAAAAACGGGGUGGAAAAAGAGAGCAGGACACAGAGAAAGGGAUAGAAGAGUUUUCAGAACUAUGUGGGAAAUGCUCAAAUUAAAAAGUCAAAUCUUCAGAUGCUAGCUGCCAAAGAACACGGGUCAUAAAUCACCUUCUCUGAUAUAUGCAGGAUCUACUAGGUCCUCUGGAAACGCUCAUGGAUGGUGGCUCCAGCUCCCUGGAACAAACAAGUCACCCCGGUCCUGAGAUACUGACAUGAGUCAUGACGUGUGACUUUAUCCAUCCAGUGAAACUUGUUACAUGACGAAUGUUUUGCAAGUUAUAACUGUUUGGUGGGAGGUCUUUAAGGCUUAAGAAAAAAUGAUGCCAGAUGGGAGCAAAGCAACAAAAAUCACGAUCAACUCUGAGUGAUUUAAGGUUUCAUGCUUAAAGUCAGUGAAAAAAACAGAUGGAUGUAUCGUGAUCAUCGAAACCUCCCAGAAACAGAAGGAUUCUUCUGCACAGUGUUGUUGACAGUUGCACUUGUUUAGGAAAACAAGUCUGUUGAUGUGUGGCUGACUCUAUACACCAAUUAUAACGUCAUAUUUUAGCUGGGAGGACAUAACUGAUUGUGUGACAGAAGAGCAUUAGUUAGACGUUAUCCUCAGUACAAGUGCUAUUGCGAUAUUUUGUCUGGUGAUAUAUCGUAUCGUCUCAUUUACCAAGUAUCGAUUUUUCUAAUUAAUUGCUAAUGUGAAGUCAAAUCUAUGAUAAUGGAAAAAUAAAAUCAACUUUUUGUCCAGUGAGGUUGUUAGAGCAGGAGAAAGUUAGUUCGACAAAUAUAUAAAAGUUUUUCAAGAUGUGCCACAUGAAAAUAAAAUACAGUGUAAAAAAGACAAACAUAAAGGAAAGACAAAUGCUAAAUUAGCUAAUCAGUUGAAAGAAUUAUAUAAAACGCAAUAUAUUGUAUAGGAUUACUUGCUGUAUUGCAGAAUGUUAAAAAUCGCAGUAAUAUCGUAUCGUGGCCCAAGUGUCGUGAUAUUAUUGUAUCGUGGGGCCAGUAGUGAUUCCCACCCCCAAUAGACACAGGGGAGGGACUUUGUCAGAAGUUUAUCUGUUCUGUGUUUUUUCUUACAACUUCAGCAAUAUGUCUGAGUAAAAUGAACUUAAAACCAGUACUGUAAAAUCACAUUUAUCAUCUCAUGCACUAAAAAAUGCUUUUAAAUUCACGUGAACAUAGUUUUUGUUUUUAUAAAAUCACUUUCAGAUGUUACCUCUGUGAAUCAGAAUACAUUCACUUUUACAAGUCUAAUAGAGAAAAUGCCACACAGCUGUAGUCCACUGCUUUGGUAUUUAAUUUCAUGAAGUAAAAAUGAGUUUAAAUCUUUCAAAAAUCCUCACAAUGUCAUGGACGUUGCAGAGGAAUCAUUAUUUGGGUUUCCCUCUUUCAUGCUUCAUGUUUUGUUUUUUUAUGAAACUAACUAAUAUUAAGCUACUUUGUGUAUAUUAAACAUGGGCACAUUUUUGGUGUUGGAAUACAUCUGUGGAGGUCAAACAACCACCAAGCGUUGCCAAAUAGACCUGAUGACAAAAGAGACCUAGGAAGUGGACAGACGUCACAAACACGAGUCAAAGCAACACAGGUGUAGUAGUGACGGUGUGGUCCCAGAGUGACUGGCUGUCCAUCACAGAGAAGUUUGACCAAUAAGAAAGGAAUAAAAGACGGAGAAAGGGAUGAGAUACAGCAAGAGGGAAGACAGCAGACAUCAACUCUGAGAGCCAAUCCAAGAGUGGGAUGUUAAUGUGGGGCUCAAGAAUGUCAGACAAAUAUGAGGGGGUGCCCAUUUAGUGUCUGUAAAUCACUGGAAACCUCUCAGUUUCUUAUCAAGUAAUAAACUUCAUAUACUCAUUUUGAUUUCGGGCGCAAGUGAUUUAUAGUUCAAAGAGGGAAAACAGUGCUUCCCUUGGAAAAUAAUGUAAAACAUGGACAAGUUCAUCAUGUAAGACUUCAUCCUGUUAAUGAACUCCCUUUGGAGCAAAUCCAAAAUAGACUCCCACAUCAGUGAUCUGUCUGACUAACCAAUAAAUUUUCUCUAGAGCAGACUAAACUCCGUCUCAGAGUAGAAACAACAUGUCCGAGACAACUUUUAACAGUGUUUCCCAAAACAGCUUUAUACCUCUCAGGACCAUAUUAAGAAGGUUGGAUGAUGUAUUGUUGUUAAAGUGGGAGCAGACGAAGGUUAUGGUGCUGUAAUUUGUUUAACUUCUGUUCAAGCAUGAAUCUGACGAGACCCAGCCAGUCUACCUCAAUACGUAAGAAACUAGUGUUUACAAAAUGGAGCAGUUUCACUUCAACUGGCAUAUUAAUAGAUUAAGAUUAAGAUCAAGACAAACUGAGAUUCCACUGAAGGGUCAUUCCUCAAGGAGUCAGAGUCUUUCUUUUUAAUUACAGACGGUAAGAAAAAGUGUUUUUGCUCAUCCAGCCAUCAUCAGUGUCAUGGAGAGACCAUGCAAGUGUCCUUUCAGUAAAAGAACAGAAGUGAUCUCCAGAGGAAAAUGUUUAACGAAUUAGUUAGAAUUAUUUGUUACAACUAUCAGAAAGUAAUUGAAUCACUGAAGCUGUUUUCAGACAUGCACAUUGGAAAAUUUCAGGAAAAUUUGAGGUCUCCGACUUUGAAAUUUACAGACAGACACCCACACAACAGCAAGUCUCCUCUGUCAGACAGGCAGCUGUAGGGGGAUCUCAGGAGGCUAACAUGACCCCUAACAGACAUCCAAUAUGUGUGCUAAUAAAAAAAAAGAAAGAUUUAUUGUUUUCGUUUGACUGAAACUGGUCUUUUAGAGUACACUUCAACAUAUUAGCCAACUGAAAUCGCACUAAAUCAAACUUCUCGAAGAUGGAUCAAGAUACUGAGAUUAUGUGGUUGGGAUUGAUUUCCUUUCCAUGUAUUCACUUCCACUAAACUGAAACUGGCUUAAGUAAUCUUCACCUUCAACGCUAUGUACCAAAGUCUUGAUUUAUCCUAGUUUGGCAUAUGUUGGAGACAAAUGUUUUCAUACAUUCUGUAUUGUUGAUAAACACUUGAUAAUGCCUAUGGGUGUACGAAGAUCACAUAGCUCACCCGGGGAUACGCUGUUUGAGCAGAGCGUCAUCACAGUGACUCUCUGCAUACAACGCUACUGCACAAGUGGUGGUUAGGAAGAAGGAAAAACCUGGAAAUACUGAGAGCUUAUACUGGCGGAAGGUGGAACCAAGUUGUCCAUAGUAUAUAAAGUCUAUGUACAGUACAUGAGAGAGAAAAUUAAUCAACACUGGUUGCUAUGUCUGGAUCAAGAGCUUCUUUGAUUAAAUCUGAAUUAAAGAUGAAGUAAGGUUUGAAUAUUGGGUUGCAUCUAAAAUGAGCGUUCUCCUAAAUACAAUAUCUCAGCCUCAGACUUUUAGGUUAUACGACUUUAACUGAACUUUUUAUCGAAGAAUAUCUGGAUGACUCUUAUUGAAAAUCAGAUGCUGCAUCAUGUUCUUGUCUUCAAGAUUAAAGGUUAAGGUUAAGGUUUGGGUCAGGGUUUGCUCUUGAUAUGCUUGUGGCUCCUUUCCCACUACUGACAGGCUGAGUUAAAGACAAAGGAGGAUAAUCAAAUUUGAUUGAUGUUGAAGAUAUCGAGAUAUUUCUAAGACAAGAAGGAUUUUAUAGAACCCUAAAGAGAAAUUAUGGGUCAGUUUUUACUCAAAUGCAAACAAAAAUACAGUCUUUGUUAUUGUUUCUGAAAGAGAGACCAUAAUACAUGAAUGAAUGUGUGUUGUGUGUGUGUUGAUUGUGUAUUUUAGGCGUACACAAAUGUGCGGAUGUCGCACUGGUGCUGAUCUGUAAGUUAUGACCUCACUCGUAAGGAUUCCAGGGUGGUCCUUCCAUUGCCUGUCAGACGCACACACACUAUUACACACACAGAGACACAAAACGCACUUUCUUCUUUCCCUCCACGCAGCCUCACUUUGUCACACGUUGCUAACAAGCAUGAAGGGAGUGUGUCGACACACACUGAAACACAGCCAGCGUUUUGUCCUCUGCCUUUAACGCCCAGGGUUCAAAUCAUUGUGCACACACUUGCGUUAAAAUGCUUCAACAACUGAGUCAUUCAAACUUUCCCUUUUACUGCACACUUACACACACCCAGGUGCAGGAACACAGAAUUCUGAAUUCCCCCUUAUUGGGGUCCUCUGUCUUGCUCUUUUUCCUUUAUAUGAGACCCACCCACCAACACACACCCACACACAUGCACGCACGCACAAUGACAGGAUCUCUCUCUGCAGGCUCCAAAGGUCUGAUGAAAGUGUUGGGAAUGUGUGCUGAGAGGCCACUGACACUUCCUCCACUUUCUAGUACUGACGAAUGGCCUCAGGCAUCUCAUGCCCCGGUGAGUGCUCCCUCCAGACGUUUAAUGACCAUGAGCCACAGAUGACAAACACAAUAAGUGGACUUUUAUCUGCGGCGGUGGUUGUCGUAUGGCUCCCUUGCUAUGGAUCUAUCUUACAUUAAUGUCCCUCAGCAGCUCCUUUCACCGCCUCUUACUGUAAUGGCUGAGUAAUUGCUUUUCUGGAUGGAAGUAACUAUUAAAGACCCAACAUGGAGGUUUGAUAAUGUCCUUUCAAAAUUAAUUAAAUAUCACUACAAACACAGGGGAAAAAUAAGAAACCCGUCACAAACAGGAAACAGAUGCUUUCUGGUGACAUAUAACUGGUCUGUUACUAGAAAGGAGACCUCUCCUGGAGUCUGGUCUUUUAUGACACAUUAAUGCUGAAAUUAAAGCUCCAGUGAGCAACUUUAAGUUUAUGUCAACUUUGGUGCCCCCUGUGGACAGUUUUGCACCUUUGCAUGCUCAAGUGAUUGGUGACAAAAAGUCGCAUCCUGCCAACAUUUGUCAUCAAUGUGUAUCAUUCAUUGUAGAUAUUUGUUUGAUAAUUGUGAAAACAAGGCUGUUUCUGAAGUAGAGGAUAUUUUUCGGGAAUUCCCGUGGGUCACGUGAUUCCUGCAGGAAUCCCACGGGAUGGGAUUCAUUUUUUAAUUAAUCCUGUGAUCGGGACGGGACGGGAAAAAGCGGGCAGGAGCGGGAACAACAUUAAUAGAUGAUCAUUUUCAGCCGUGUUAAACAACCAGAUGAACAGAUGCGUCCAUUUUUGCUGUCAGCUCUCAGUGAGAGCCUACAUUCUUGACCGCGCUAGCAACACAAAAGAACUACAACAGUGGUUUGACUUACUGUCACCACCGGAAGUGAAAAGCGAUUCGGAGCGGCUGCCGGCGACAAUUAUGUGUGUCGCCGGCAGCUGCUCAGACGCUGUGACUCGGCUGCCACUUUUACCUAAAAAAUUUUAUUUAUUCAUACAUAUUAUGCACUGCACUUUCAGUUGAUUUCAUGAACAUUAAAAAACAACUUGUCACAGGAGCUUUAAUAUACCUUUUUGUGUAUUAUCUGAUAACUGAGAAAAGUUUCACUGACCUAAAUCUUUAGUAGAGACUCUUUUCAAAAGUCCUGUUUAAGAAAUGAUUUACAGCUUUAUCAUGUAGGGGUUUCAAUCAAGUGUAAAAUUACUUGAAAAAUGCACCCUUAUCACACCAGCCACAGGCCGUUGUUUAUUUUCGAACAUGCGUCUUUAGAAAUAAAUGUGCAGACACAAAGCAGACACAUCCGGCUUGUCUGGAGCGCCGCGGCGUUUGCAAUAAUUCAGUAAAGCUAUUAGAAGGUUUCACUGCUAUUUUGGCGCAUGAAAUAACAUUGGACAGCCACUCCAAGCAAACAUGGAGACCCUUAUCAGCCCACCUCGGGAAAUUGAAUUUAUAAACAUGGUCCUGGACGGCGUUUAUUUAAUUGAUUAGGACUUCCCUUUUACUGUUAUGCCCUGUCACGCCUAAUAAACACACUGGUUUGGUCUAACGAGUAUUAAGAUGUAAAACACUGCUAUCACGUAAUUGAUGGACAGUAGUGCUUCUGGCAUAAGCUGGGGUUAAUAAAAUGGGCUAAAUAUAGAAGUCGUCUCAUGAAGUUGAAGCAGCCAGGAAAUAAAUAAUGGCUUUUAAGCCUCUGUUCCAUACGGCCCUCUGCGUUACGUAACAUAUCUUGUAUUUCACGGCUGUCAAAACAGUAUGUUUCCUAUAAAAUUUAGUGCUCUUUAAUGGUCGAGAUGCAAGAGCUGAAAAUAUUUCUGGCAACCUUCUACUUAAAUAGUUUUCAGCACUGCCUCAUUUCCUGCGAGUAAGUCUUCUUUUGCAUGAGAAUUUUUCAGAGGUAAAGGUUGCAAUAGGUUUUCCAACAAAUUAGUCCAAGAGAGGGAAGAAAUCCGUCAUGUUUGCAGUUCAGUUUUGGCAGAGUGGAGAUGUUUGCUGUGUCACAGCAGAGAGAAAGGAGGGCUUAGAGGAUUUGAAUGGUCUUAUUGGGAAGUAAAUCAAGUGAGAAACCCCGAGCCUUCAACACAAAACUUCUCCUUGUUCCUCCCUUCCUUGUCACAUCUUUUACUGCAGUUUUUAACAGUUCUUUCUCACAUUAAAUGUCUUUCUUAAACACACAAUUUCACACACAAUUCGCUGCGGUCCUGAGGGUGUGCUCAGAAACUCGGAUUUCAGGGGAGAGGCUGUUGUUGUUGAUGUUGUUUAGUAUUUAAAGCAGAAAUACUCAUAAAUUCACUCCGAUGGGAGGAAAAAUAAAAUGUUCAGCCUCACAUCACUCCGGAGUUUGUUUAGAUAGAUCACAUAUCCUGGGUAAACACACAGACAGUACAGCAGGCUUGCGUGCACACCCACAGACACACAUCACCAUUGAUUAAUGUUGACUUUGACUUAAAAAGAAGGGCAUAAAGGCCACCCCAUCAAAUAUUAGACAGACUUUGGUUUGGAUUUCCCUCAAUCUCUGAGAACAGGAGCUUAUUCAGUCACAAUCUGAUGAUGGUAUAUGUCAGCCUAAUCUAUUUCAGUUUGGGGUUUCAUAUUCACACUAAAGGAACAGGUUAAAAAAGUUCUGCAUGUUAAACAUCUGGACUCAAAGAGAGGAACUCCAAACUGUUGUGAUCUUGAGACAUCUGAAAUUUGACUCACACAGUCCAGCUGCCAACUGGAGGUGAACAACCAGAUGUGAUCUCCUGAUGCAAUCCUUCUCUGUGGAAGUUUUAUUUGUGGGAAUUGUUGUGAGGAAAGGGGUAGUGUUGCAGAACAGUGCAUGGGAAAAAGGAACUUUCUUUAUAUACAUGAGAUAUCCAGCAAAUCUCGAGAACAUGUAUCAGAUAAAACAUCUCAUCAUCUUCAUGUGUACCUUUACCUGACUAUUUUAACGUGUGCUUCAUUUCCUCCUUACAGAAAGCACCACUACCACCAUGGAGGACGAACAGUGUUACUACAAUGAGACCAUUGCCUUUUUCUACAACCGCAGUGGCAAGUAUCUUGCUUCUGACUGGAACACUGUCAGCAGGCUGGUGAUGGGUCUGGGAAUCACUGUGUGCAUUUUCAUUAUGCUCGCCAACCUCCUAGUGAUGAUUGCCAUCUACGUCAACAGGAGAUUCCACUUCCCUAUCUACUACCUGAUGGCCAACCUGGCAGCUGCUGACUUCUUUGCUGGACUUGCAUACUUCUAUUUGAUGUUCAACACAGGACCCAACACAAGGCGUCUGACUGUUUCCACGUGGCUGCUGCGCCAGGGUUUGAUUGAUACCAGCCUCACGGCGUCAGUGGCCAACUUGCUUGCCAUUGCAAUAGAGCGCCAUAUUACUGUGUUCCGCAUGCAGCUACACACACGUAUGAGUAACAGACGGGUAGUUGUAGUGAUUGUCAUAAUCUGGACUAUGUCCAUCGUGAUGGGGGCCAUCCCCAGUGUGGGCUGGAACUGUAUCUGUAGCAUUAGGUCUUGCUCCAAUAUGGCACCACUUUACAGCAACUCCUACCUAGUCUUCUGGGCAGUGUUUAACCUGGUGACGUUUGUUGUCAUGGUGACACUAUAUGCCCACAUCUUUGUCUAUGUGCGCCAAAGAACCAUGAGGAUGUCUCGGCAUAGUUCUGGACCACGACGCAACCGGGAUACCAUGAUGUCUUUGCUGAAGACCGUGGUCAUUGUUUUGGGUAAGCCUAAACCUGUCGGCCCAUCUCUCUGUCUCUCUUUCUCUCUUUCUGUCUGUCUGUCCAUGCAUACAGUCACGCAUCCACACACCCAUACAUCUGUCUUUUUGAUCUUUUCGCUAACUGCCUGAAAGUGUAGCUGUUUUGGUCCGUCUGGCUAAUCCACUGCACUUAGACCACUUCUGUGUUUACAGCAGCAGUUCCCCUCUCUGUCUGUCUUGACUGAUUUGUCUGUAAUGGGGAUUAUGACAUUUCAACAGUACCAGUAAGAGAACAAUGAAUCUGUUGAUUGGCCUUUCUGUGGGGCUGUAUGGUUCUGUGGAAAGUCCAAGCUCAGUGGCUGCCUAGCACGUGUGAGGCUCAAAUACAUCACUUCAUGCCACCCUUUGUCCCGGUCAGUAGGCUAAUACUGCUCUGCACAAGCAGCGCAUGCAGCAGGCCUGUGAAAUGCAUCCUAAAUCUGCUGUCAUAAAAUAAGGAAUCAAGCCCUGUGUAACUGUGUAUUUCUAUAUUUUAUGUGGUUUGUUUACAUGAGACAAUGAACUCUAUUUUUCACUCUAAGCAAAAUCACUUCCCUUAUUUCCUGAGGUGAAUGAAAGAGAGGAUUGUACAAAUGCUGACAUUCAUUUGAGGUUGAGAGUAUGUUGAUAUAAGUCUGUGGAUCAUCUUUCUAACUACACAGAAAUUCCUAAUGGUCAUGACUUACAAAAUCAGAACCACAAUUGAUGAGGUGGAAUGGAUACUAUAUUUCUGUUUAACUGCUAUUAUUAGAUUUUUGAAGAAUGAAAACGAAUGCACACAGCAUAUCUAUUGUUUCUGGUUUGUAGAAGAUUUUUGCCAUUUGCAGUGAUUUGGUGCUAAUUAUAAGCAUUAAGGUCAAGCUUUGUAAAUUUUUGUUCUGUUUUGUGCGUUUGAAUACGGUCAGUGAACCAUCUCUUAAGAAAUUAAAGGGACCUGCCUUAUUUUUAGCCUCAGCUGUGUGUGCAGUCUGACAGUUUAGUAUAAGCACCGAGCAGAGAUUUGUUCAGGUCUCUUCAGUGUGUGAUUAAUAGAGGGAUCACUGAGUUUAUACGUGGACUGACUGUUGCACAGUAGCAGACUGUCUAAACUCUGUGUUAAAGUAAGUUCGAGUGUGAAUUGUGGGAAAAGGCCUUUUUUUCUGCCUUGAAGCAGGAUGUGUUGGUCCCAGACAAAACAUACCAAAGGAUUCUGUGUGAUUUGUCUCCUAUGUGCUGUGUAAUCUCAUCCUGUUGCCUCUGUUGUCUUUGCUUCACUCUUAAUUCAGAGCAGUGGACAGCAGAGAGUGCUCUGCAGUGUUCAGUAUGUUUAAGACACAUUUUCCGCUGCCUAAAGAUUUUUGUUUGUUUCUCUUUGUUUAACCCGCCUCGUAGGUCAGAAACUUUACCCCUGAAAAUAGGGAAGUGUCUCUCUGUCUUAUCUGUAUUUUCAUGCCUUGUGAUGGGUGGAUUUACAUCUUUUUGUAUGAAAAGCACUUUUUUAAUUAAAGGGAUAUUCCAGCAUAAAUUUAAGUUAGGGUCAAACACACCGUAACAUCGAGUCAGACACCCCCUCGAGAGAUGAAUGUUGGCGACUGCUUGCUUCUAUUGUUAUACCAACUUUAGUAACAACCGCACGAUAGCAAUACACAGCAAUCUAUGGAUCCAUGCGCACACCUCCAACAAAACGCCACUCUAUAGACACAAAUAAUGCUCAGAACAGCACCUGACUUCAUCAACAGGACAUAUAGGGUCCCAGCCAUAGCACUAGCCACCAAACAUAUUUUUAGCUUUUCCAGGUUUCCCUAGUAAAGAGACUAAACAGAACUCACCCACUCUCCUCCAGCAGCCGCUUGUUUGUGGGGGAGCCCUAACAAGUCGAUCACCGAGUGCAGCGGAUCAUUUCCAUGAAGUAAAAAUCAUCAUAAUAAUCAUUUUGCACUGCAGACGUGGUAGUUCUUCUCCCUUAGCAUCUCGGUCUGAUUGCUAUUCCAUGAAGUAAUGAUCAUAAAUGUUUUUCCUUGAGCUGUGAAACUCCACUGCACUCGGUGAUCGACUCGUGAGCGCUUCCCCCACAAACAAGCGACUGCUGGAGGAGGAAGAAGAACUACCACAUCUGCAGUGCAAAAUGAUGAUUAUGAUGAUUAUUACUACAAGGAAAUGAUCCGCUAAGAAUAAUUCCAUUAAAUAUAAGACCAUCAAAGAGAGGACACAGUUUAAUCUUUGUUGGUACUACAUUCUCUCUUUCUCUGCGGAUCUUUCUACUGUGCCAUCUUCCCCUUUAAUAAAUCAAAUAACCAAUCGAUUGUGACCUAAUAGAUCUUCAUGGCCUGCAUUUCGGGUACAAACCAGCAAGUCCUAACUGGUCCGGUCUUUUUCCACGGUAAAAUAGUUGAGGAGAAGUUGAAACUCUUUGUGUGAUUGCAGCUGCCUUUUUGUAAACAGUGUUUCGUACACCACUACAGACAAAGCUCUGAGUCAUUCAGUAACACUUAAGCACACAACUCAGUGAAUUACUGUUGUGUAUUGUUGUAAUAUAUUAAGAAGAAACCUUGGUUAAUAAACUUGUACCUGAUUCUGACAGGUGACUUCAUACUAGAGGAGAAAAACUAAACAGAGACAACAGUGCCAGGCUCUCAGGUUCUUCAGCCUCCUUAGGGGUUAAAGUUUCCAUUGAUUUAAUUAUGUUGUACUUUUUUAGAGGAAGAUUGAGAUGAGUUGAUGAGAAAGUAAACCCCAUAGCAAUUCCCUGUCCACCUUCUCCCAUCUGCUGACCAGAUGAUAAUAACUACUCCCUCAGUGCCUGCUGCCCUCUUCACUCUGUCCUUCUCAGGAUACUGUAAAAACCCGACAUGGAUGAUUUCUCCUUGGAAGGAAAGGCUGAGAAGUUCAAAAAUGUGGUUACACACACUUGCACACAUGCUUAGCAAAGGCACAUACUGUACAUGUAUACAUAAAGGUCUCCACACUCACAGAAACCCCCUGCCAACUCAUGAAGAACAGCGGUUUAUCGGAUUGGCUUUAUUCACUUAAAAUCAGAUGUUUUCAGUCAGUUGAAUGAUGGGAAGAUGAAACCAGAAUCUGGCUUGUACUCGACUUGUUUGACCAAACCAGUAAACGGAUUAUGACACUGGACAUUGGAAAAAUGUCUCUCAGCAACACAGCAGAACUCCUUUUGCCUCCACUAUAAGGGGGUAGGUGUCAGACCAGUCAUUGGCAGCAGGCUGAAGAAACAGCUUUAUUUUUAGGUUUUAGGAUUGAUUUAUUCUUUAUUUUUUAAAUGGGACAAUUUGCAUUAAUGAACAUUUACAUGUAAAUACAAGGGAUUACAGCCAACCGGCUAAUUUCCAUCCCCAGUUCCAUUAGCAGGUUGGUGUCAAUAAAUAAAACCAAAAACAAACAUCGAUAACAGGAGUGAAACACACAGAGCCUAUCAGCAACAAUAUAGAUGACAUACAAACCAAAAAUAAAAACAGGCUGAGAGUUGGAGGACCACACACUGAAUCAUGAAGUGCUGGAGUGCUAACUAAAGUGCCAAGUGCCAAAGUGCACAGCACUAGCUGCCUUGGAGCUCAGGUCCCCAUUAUUUAUUACAAACUUGAACAAAGUUUUCAAACUUGCCAAAACAGUGGGCGGUUUUAUCUUCUUGUGGUUCUGCUGUCAGGGCAGACUCUGAAUUUUGUUCGUUUGGCCACUUGUUCUCUUCUGCUGAAAAACACGUUUGAAUGACACCAACAGAGAUUCUCCUCAUCACUUUUCAAUGAGUCAACAGCACUGCCUUAUUAACCAUGACCCCUGUUCCCUGUGUGUCUGUGUGUCAGGUGUUGGCCCAUGAAGGGGUCGUCUGUGAAUAAUUUGAUUAUCUUAAAGCCUGUGGUGCUGCGUGCGGUUGCAUCGUCAGACAGUGUGGAGCGCCAGAACAUACCAUCAGCCGAACACAUGCAAACAGAUGCUGUAUCACUGACAUACACUUAUUUGAGAAUCACACUGUAUAACCAAUCAAUGUUCAACACAACAACUCACUGGCUCUUCUAUCUGUGACUGCAAUGAAUGAAUGAGAGCAGAACCAAUCAGGGUCUGUCUGACAGUGUCACCUGUUUUCUGUUAGAGUGUGUGUGUGUGUGUGUGUGUGUGUGUGUGUGUGUGUGUGUGUGUGUGUGUGUGUGUGUGUGUGUGUGUGUGUGUGUGUGUGUGUGUGUGUGAGGCAUGCAAGAAACUGCUGUUCAUUACUGGCAUUUUAUAAUCACUCAUUGCCAGAGGAAGUUGUCCAUAUGUGGCAAACUAUCCUCUCUGCUCAACCAUGAACAUUAAAUUCUUAAUAAACAGUUCAGUUCCAAGAAAACCAAGAAUUUAUGAGUUUAGAGAUCUUCGUAUACUUAAGUAAUUUCCAAUUAUUUUCCAGCAAAAGCUUUAAAAAAAUCAUUGAAAGAACUCUCUUCUUUGUUGUUUGCAUAAUUGAUGUUUUCCUGGUCUGUAAAAGUUGGAAAAUUUGAGUUAUAUGAAUUAUUGCAGGACAGUAAUGAUGCUUUGUACGCCUGAUAUAUAUGUUUUUUUAAUGGAUCAUGAUACUUUGAGUUUAAUUCUUAUAAAAUCUGUAACAACAGUGCUGGUACAGCCUGAAGGCAUCUGUUUAAGGGUCCAAAAAAAGGUUUCUACGUGAAUGUGGCCCAACUCUGCAGAUACUUUACUGCCCAGCUGAGCAGAAAACCAUCAUUAUUGCCUUUUCAAAGAACCCACUGUACUUCCAGUUAAAAGCAUGUUUAUUCAACCAUUAGAUCACCAUGAUGCCACCAUCAGACUCCGCCACUGUGGACACCACAAGCCUCUUUAUCAAUUAUUGUAAAGCCUCAGCGACUGAAUGUGAUCUUUUAUCUAAUUUUCAGCUGGUUUGUGUGGAAGUACUGGUAUGGGAAAGAGGAUCGAGGAAGAACCAAAGCUCUCUGCGGACAAAUGGAAAGUCAUCUGGCCUUUCAGAAAUACAUACUAUCUGGUUUCUGUCAAUUAGCUUAUUUCCUCUGGGAUUAUGGUCAGGACGUAGAGGAUGGUUGGGUUGGGAUAAUGAAAGGAAGAGAUAAUGGAGACAGCUGAAAGAUGAAAGAGCCAGUUUGCAAAAUUGGGAGAUGAUUAGAAAUAAAAGUAUGAAGAUGACAGAAAACCUGGAGAAAGAUAGUCCACUUAUCUCCUCUUUAAAGCAGGUUUUAAGAAAAGGCUUAAAGCAGAAUUCAGUCGGAGUGCUGUGGUCAUGGUGUGGACUGAAAAGAAAAUAACGGUCUGGGAUAAAAGCAGUCAUUUGUACAUUUGGUAGAGUUUGAGGUUUGGGUUAAGACAGGAAUACUAUUUUUGUGGUGAAGGGGACUUCAACGUUGUUUUUCAUUCUUACCCUUCAGCGACGUGAAAAGUCAGAGGAUUUUGGUGGCCCCUUUGAAACACCUCAUCCUCAACCUUUCUUACAAUGCCCCCUAUCUCAUUUGAGUUCUCCCAGUUGGUCUCCAUAAAGACUUUUGUCAAUUGUGUUGAUGUUUUUCUGCAGCAGUGGAGCUUUUUCACCAUCAUGCUAACCGUUUGUACACUGGUUUAGUUGAUAAAUGCGAGUUACUGACUGACUCUUGCCUUAUUCAUUGGCACCUCCUGCAAGAGGUUACUAGUUGUUUCAAAGUGCAGCCUCUUGUCGAUCAAAAAAGGCCUUCACAAGCUUUAUCUUCUGAACAGUAUUUCUUUGAACGCAUGAUUAAGGUCUUGUCCACACGUAGCCGAAUACUUGUUAAUACAAAUAUAUUUUUAUACAUUUUGGCCUGCCAUCCGCACAAAGCCGCAUGAAUACGUCAUUAAAAACUCUGGACAUAGUGAAGAUUUUGGAAAACUUUGGUUUUACAUUUGCGUGUGGACAUAGAUAACCAGAGAUUUAAAUCCCCAAACGUCACUGUCUGCAAGACCUAAUAGAUAAAUAUCAUAUACUAUUCGCCUUUGUUUAUGUCAGGCAGUGGACGGCACAGAUAUAUACAGAAUUUAUAUUUAUGUGAGGAGAAAAGGAGAAGGCGUGCUUUGCAGUUGGUUAUUCUACACCAGAUAACCCUUACUCCACCUUUCUUGUGUUUUGUUGACUUUAUUCUCCAAAACGAUCCUUAAAAGCUAUUCCACCUCUUUGUUGGUCCACAUGAAUGAACUACACGGCGCUAUGUUUCAUGGUUGGGGAAGUGGCGACGAGAAAGUGAAGCUUGCUGGCAGCGUGACUACUUUAUAAAACGGAGGGGGGUUGGAUAUUCAUUUAUAAAAAUACCCGUCUAUGUGUCGUGUGUACAAGGCAUAAGAUGGCCUGGAGUCCCCAUACCAGUUCACCUUGGUGAAUGGGUGAAUGGGUCUGUAACUGCUCACUUCCUUCUAUAUUUCUGGGGAUGUAAGCAACUGUUGCAUACCUAAGCAGUUAUACUAUAACCAAUCUGAUUGAUGUGGUAUGUGGUACAGCACAUAGCAACAGAAAUGUAAAUGAACAACAGCAUAGAGAGGAAAGAAACACACAUUUCUCACCAUAUGAUGGUGUGGUGCUGUAAGACUCAUCCUCUUCAAUAUGUAUAAAGCAGCAGCCUAUUUCCUUCGGAUAUAGUACAGUGACAUGAUGAAAACAUGAUUGUGUUUGGUGUAAAGGUCGCAGUGGUGUAUAGGAUGCAGCUCAUUAACCCGAUGACAUAGAACAUGAAUCCUUAAUAAUGAAAAAAAACAACAUAUCCUGUUUGCAACUCAGCCUCAUAUUUAAGCAAUUCUGUCGAGGACUAAAUGUGCCGAAAUGGAGCAGAAGGAGCUGCUGUGGAGUGUGUGUCAAGAUAAUGAAAAAGAACGACUUCCCUUCGGACGUAACAUGACACGUCCACCAUUAGAGCAAAUCCUUAACAACAAACAUUCAGUUAGAUUAGCAGAGAGAGAGAGAGAGAGAGAGAGAGCCAUUUAGUCAUUUGAAGAAGGAUUUUGUGAUCUAGGACUGCUGAAGACCCCUGAAGUCUCUGAGAAUAAGAAGUGCAGUUCCAGAAGUGAACCUGUUUCUGGUUAAUGAUGGUUAUAAUGUUGAUUGUUCAGCAAAGCAGGACUCUGACAUUUUUCCUGAGUGCUUUCUAAACGCUGUCUAAAUGUUUUCACUUUGUCUUUGAGUGCUCCUCCAUCUGUCUCUGUGCCUGCGUAAUUAUAUAAGAGCAUUUGCGUGUGAUUGUGUCUGCACAUGUGAGUGUUUAUCUGUGUCUUUUCUCAUCUGUGAGAGUGUGUGUUUGUGUGUGUGUGUGUUUGGGAGUUAGUCUGGUCCCCAUUAUUUCCUUAUUUUUGUUCCCAUAGCGUUCUGUUCUCUCUCAUAUGGAAGACCAUUUCCGCUUGGAAAAGAAGUAAAGAGAUGAAGAUUAGGGGAGAUAAUAACAAGAAUACUUGGCUCCUUUUUUUCUCAAGAUCAAAGUUUUUACUGUCCAUACAUUUGACAGUUAAAGGGAAAACCGGAUACAGCCAGACUUAGAUUUAUUUCAUCUGACAGCAGACUUCACUAGGCCAGUAGUGUUCCUGUUGUUUUCUGAUCAGGCCGACCCCUGAUACAUGAAAGCAUCAAAAACACACAACAAACAGAGUUAGAGACAUACAUCGUGUAGCAAUCAAUGUGUGGAUUAUUGGUGUUCAAUAACCUGAAAUAUCAUCCAGCAUGGCUUUCAGCAAAGACAAAGACAAUGUAGGUGUUACUGAUGAUAGUCAAAGUGUUGUUUUCAACACUUUCGUACCAUCAGGGAAAAAUCACACACAGACUACAUCAAGACCUGGAAAGUGUCAGAGUAUUUUCCAGAUCUUCCUGGCCUCCAUUAAUGGGUGUUUACUUACUCUCCUCUGCUGACUUUCCAUUUUCCUGGUUUCUUUUCCCUCUGAGUAGUGACACGGUAAAAGUUUUCUCUUAGGUCUACAAAAAAGACUACUUGACCCUCCUCUCACAAAAACACUUUGUGCCCUCUGUUAACCUGGACCUUAAAGCUGCUUCUCAGCGCCACAGGAAAGGGACACAGUUUUUGAUCUGUGUCAGAGUAAUUUGGAGAAGACCGGUGAAAGACAGGCGAACCCUGGCUUCAGAGAGGAAAUGAAAGAAUCUAAGAGUGGAAACUCUCAGGUCAUAGCGGUACAAAGAUGCUCUCCCUACUCAUUCAAAGGCCACGCUGUAGGCUAAAUAAAGGAGAGGGUCAAUAUGAAAGAACAGGACUAUAAGAAGGAAGUAUCUAUUUUUCUUAAUGUGGUUAAUCCAACAAUUGUCCUUAGUUGUGGUAAAGUGAUUUACCCCCACUUUCUUGCCGCUGAAGGAGCUACGCUGUUACGUUUACGUUCACGUUACCGGUGCUACUCACGAUAUAGACAGUGUAUAAACUUGAACGUAGGUUCCUCUGUUACCCGGACAUGUCCUCUGUUCGGGGGGCUGUCCCGCCUGUCCGGGGGAAUUAAUGAAAUCCUUCAAAUGUCAGGGGUUUGGUAUGGAAGUUUUGAGUUUGUGUCGCAUGGACUUACUGAGUUAGAAGCGCGUAAAAAACACUCAAUCCGACCUGAAAAAGUCUCCAAAUUGACAAUGCUCAACUCUGUGACUCCGCCCCCACAUAAUUGUGUCCUCUUUUUGAGGAUUCAGAAUAUGGUCACCCUAUUGAAGGUUAACCUUCACAUUAAUGGAAGAGGAUCCGACAAGAUUUGAUACACUACCUUACACUAUUACUCGAUUUUCAUGACACAUUAUUAACUCACUGACACACGUUGUUAUUGAAUUUCCCCUUGGAGAUAAAUAGAUAAUUUGUAUUGUAUUGUAUUAUUAAAGAUAAACUAGUUUUUAAAAUUGUAUUUUGGGGAUAAGAGCUGACCAGUUUCAUGUUGUUGUUGCCAUCAAGUCUAAAACCAAAUGGGAUGGUGUUGUGAAAGGCAGGAAACAUGGUCAUGUAAUACAUAUCACAACUAUGGUCUGAAGUAUUUGUUGUGUUUUUGGCUGAAACCCUUUAUGCUUCGGAGUUCCUGUUCAGAGGAAGAUGUUUCUCAUAGAGAAAAUACUUCAGAUACUUUCUCUGCUGGGCUUCGAACCAUUUGAGAAAUUUAUCUAGCUCUGGAGAGUCUGCCUGCAUAGCUGGGAAGUGAGGUCAAGCCGUCACUGCAGCUGCUGCCUGCAAAACACUAACAGAUAACAGGCCUGCCUGUCAAUACUUUCUCUCUGCCCCCCUCUUUCCGCUCUCUCUCUCUCUCUCUGGUUGCCCAAUUUCUCAUCAAGUCCUUUUCUUGUCAAGUCUCAAGAGCACAGUGUCCUACAGCUCCCCUAUAGUUGUGACAGAUAGCAUCUGUUGACAUAAUUAACGACAUUUGAACUUUGGCAUUCAUGAGUAAUGAGUCAGUGAUCCCUCUUCUCUGUGCUAAUACUGUUCAUCUAGGCAGAGAAAGGAGGAUGCAUCAUACUCGCCCGAAUGAGGUUAGAGGAUUUAAGAUAUGAUGAUGGAAUACUUGAAAAACUACGAAGUCGUGAUGAAAUGCUGCUGCGGUGUGUGUUAGUAGCAGUGGCAAAAUGCUUGUUUAGUUACAUUUAUGAGGUUUGUUUGAUCUCAUUUAAUUUGCUUAUUGUUAAUUUCUGUCAUUGGCGUUGUUUCAUUUUCACAUCAGGCUUUCAGGUUUAAGAAACGGUCAACGUGACACAGUGACCCUGUGGUAUUUUCUGUUCUCCUUUUCACAACAUAACAAAGAAGAAAAGUGAAAGAUAGUUUUUCACAAUUUCACCAUCCCUUCCCUAUUUUCUAUCCUCUCAGGACUUGAAGGUUUAUCAGUGAUUUAAUUCAAAUGUUGCCAUGAAGCACUUUUCCGUCAAUUUGUGUCUCUAUAAAUCCUCAAUCUUAUGAAAGAUUUAAAAUGUGGCGAGUAGAGCAACGCACAAGAUUAUACCAGGGGUUAGUUUUAAUGGGAGAUAAUUAUCCUUUUUAUGAGAUCAUAAAAUAAAAGAUAAUGGAAUGCCACCAUUCAUUUCCCAACCACUUUAAUAACUUUAUUUAUGCUAUCAUAUUUGUCUGCUCUGAUGACAGCCUUUUAAUUUUGCAACUGCAGCUCUACAACCGGUAACCUUUUGCCCUCGAAUGUGGGUGGGAGGUGGGGGCAUUUAAAGUCCAAAAGAAAAAGGAAAAGAAAGACAAAUUGAGCUUAAUGGAAAAGUUGCUUCACUUCACUGCCACACCAUCCAAACACUGAUCGGGUCAUUGGAAAAACAUAGAAAUAAGAAUAAGCAAAAACACAGAGAUCUGUGAUUUUAUUUCACCAGUGUGAAGGUGGAGGCAUCACAGAGCCUUUUUUUAAACAUUGUGGGAAACUUGACACUGAAACUGAAAGACAUAGGUUCUCUUAAGUCCAGCCACUCACUAAAGUUUAAAUAACUCACCAUUUUACCAAUAAACUAAAGAGAGUUUUCAUUUUUCAAAUUGAAAUCAGGAGUCAUUAAUUUGGACCUGCAAAAAUCCAGGUUGUUCUCCCUCUCUAAACCCAGCUCAGUCUAACAUGAGUCUGGUCCUGCUCUCCCAGUUCUUCCUCUCCUCUCUAACUUGUUAAAUGCUGUGAAGUGUUUCUCUCAUGCGGUUGAAGAUGGGAUGGGAGUGGGUCUGAUCUUACAGGAUGGGGCUCAAUCUGAUCCCAUCUUUACAUUAGCUCCUUGUGAACAGAGUCUGGCCUGGACCAGCUUUUUGUUAGACAUCUUGGGAUAACACUUGUUGUGAAUUGGCGCUGUAUAAAUUGAGAUUGAUUGCCAAGUUGUAUGCCUAACCCAAAUAGAUCAAGAAUGAUCCAUAAAAACAGUAAUAUCCUUAAUGUUUCCUACUCAUGCUAUUGAAAUGUAAAGUGUUGCCACCUGAGCAACAGCCAGAGCUGAAAUCAUAAACCCCACUGCCUAAUGUGUCAAAGCUUAUUUUGACACAACUGCUGAUGACAUUUAGUCAAGAAUAACAAUUACAGUGACGCGUUCUUUACUUUGAAUGUGUUAUUUUAGUCACUUUUGUUUUCCUCCCUAACUCCCUGCUUUGUGUCCCUUCAGGCGCCUUCAUCAUCUGUUGGACCCCUGGUCUGGUUAUCCUCCUUCUUGAUGUCUUCUGCGCCAACUGCAACGUUCUCACCUACGAAAAGUUCUUCCUGCUUCUGGCUGAGUUCAACUCGGCUAUGAAUCCCAUUAUCUACUCCUACCGAGACAAGGAGAUGAGCGCCACCUUCAGGCAGAUCCUGUGCUGUCAGCGGCAGGAGAAUGUGAACGGGACAGCGGCGGAGGGAUCUGACCGGUCGGCAUCAUCUAUCAACCACACGGUGCUGAGUGGCGGCAUGCACCACCAUCAUCACCACAACAAUGAACACUCGGUGGUAUAAAGGAGGAGCCCAGAGAUUAACAGCCUCAAAUAUUGACUGAAGGAAAAUAAGUAACAGCAAGUGAAGGUCAAGAUGGCUGUCAACAUGAAGCGAACUAUUGGCUGUGAAAGGGUUAAGAAUGAAGAUUAAGCAGGUGGAGUGGUUGAUGUUGAGCUGGUUGGCAUCGAAAUGAUGGAGAAGCUGGUAACUAAGACUUCAUCACUGUUUGGAGGAUGAACAGAGGACAAGUCUGAUCUCUGAAGACAUCGAUAGGCUGUUAGUAUUUUUGUUUAGCUGUUUAUUAUUUUCGAUGUGUUGAAAACUUUGGUGUAAAUGAACUAUUUAAAGUAAUCUGUGAAAUGAAGGUAAUGCCAGUAUAACCUAUCCUUUUUUCCAGCCGUGUCUAAGUUUGCAUCUUUUAGGGUUUAAGACAUUUAAUAACAGCUGACGGUAAAACUUCUAUAACAUCAUACCAUUACCAGGACUGUUGGGUAAGAUGCUACACAGUACUACCUAGGGACAUUUUCUUUUCUUGCAGUAGAUUCAUUUACAUUUUAAUGAACUAACAACCAAAAGUACUCAAGGGACUUACUUUACUCUUUAACCCUCUGACUUAAGAGCUUUUGUGAAUGCAUCCCAAGUUUGUCUUUUGUAUCCAACUCAAUUAUAUGAAGGGUCCGGGCUGGGGAGAAAUCCUGAAUAGUUUUUCUUUUCCCGUCAGGAAUCAGAGACAAGUUGUUCCAAGGAUCUUUCCAAAAAGGAGGAUAAUGUUUGCAGCUUCAGAGUAGACUCUGUGCCUCAGUAGAGACAAGGUGAAGGUCAUAUGUGGGAAACUUAAACAGAGCUUGGGCCGUGACAUUAGAUGUGCUGAGCUGUCUUCUUCUGGUGGUCAACAGUUGCCCUCUAGUAGCCCAAGUGGGAAACUCACGGGAAUUUGAAAUGAUGUAGAAACGAUAAUUCUGGCAUUAGCAUGAUAUAAAGUAACAAUGUACCAAUGUGAGGUGGGACUUUCUGGCUGUAAUAUGAAGAUAAAGCUAAUACUGAUGAAUGUCUGCCUGUAUCAAUGGUUUACAAACUACAUUCUGCCAUAAAUCACACAGUGGCUGAAAGGACUAUACUGUAAACACUGAUGAUGUAAUUAUUAAGGAAAGAAUAGCUCAUCUAAACAGUUUCAUGUCCAGUCUGCAGUCAGUGCAGAAUCCCAGUCAGCUUGGGUUUGUUGUUUUAAAAAAUGUCCCCAAAUCAUAAACCCCAAUUUGAAUCUUUAAUGACAAACAACCUGAGCUUGUGCAGAAAUAUAUUCCCAUCAUUCAGAAGCUAAAUCACAAGUGAACAUGUGUUGGUGUCACAGUAUUAGUGAUGAUAUGAAGUAAUACAGAUGUGCAUCCAAAAUAUGUCAUGCCACAUAAAGUGGUCGGGGUCAUGUUUUAUCUGCAAAUUCCUACAAAAUAUGACAAACACUUUAAAUAAUUGUAGUGUUGUUUUUUUAUUCUUAUGAUUCACAUCCCUAUGUCCUAAUUUGCACUGCUGUAUAAGAACAAAACUCCUAAGUGAAAGAUUUGGGUCAUUAACUUGGACAGGUGACAGCACAGUUUAAAACACAUGUAUCUGUAUAGUGAUCUAUCUUUGGAUGGAGAGUAUUAUGCCAAAUUGAAGUCCUUUUGUUGCUCUGUUUGGGUCAAAAUGAGAAUCAUUAGUGAUGAGCUGCGAAGCAUGCUUGACUUUAUCUCACAAUAUGGACUGUAAACCGGUCUCACACAGAAGCCGAUGAUGUGCCUUUUGCAGGGUUAUGAUAGUGUUAGUGUAAACUAUGGCAACUCUUUGGGUUGAUAUAUUGCACUUUUCUAUUAUGAUAAUACUCAAGUGUCCAGUAGCCUUCAGGGUUUUAUUAUUUUUGUGUGUAAUGAAAUGACAGCUUCACAGGUGAAAUCCAGUUAUUCCAAUGGUGUUGUGUUACAUUCACAGGUGCACUCUGUAACUUCUGCUAUUUACUUGAUAUUCCUAGUCAGCUGAAGGUUAGCAUGAUGGUGCGAUGACGUACAUUGUUAAAAAAAAAAAUACUGGCUGAACACUUCGUCCUGACGUGAAUCAAACACAUUAUGGCCAAAAUACAGACGUGUAGACAAAGCUCUCAACAGCUGACAGAAAAGAGGGAAUCACAGCCAAAAGUUAGUCCAAGAAUCAGGAUGUUUAUCAGGGAUUUAAGCUGCACUAAUAACACGAAGCCAGCUGGUACUUCUGUCAGACAAAGUUCACCAAAGUGCUGCCUUAGUUAUACUGCGAUAGACGUGCCUUUAAUCAGGAAAAGGGUUUGCAAAGUUUCAGUGAUGUUUCAGUGUCCCACAGUAGAUGGUGGCUUUUUUUCCCAUGCAAUCUAAAGUUCACCUGUAGUUUCUGGUCUCUCGUCUUCUGACUGUGCCUGUGAACUAUACAAAGUAGGUUAAAAAAAAACAGGCAAAAUUCAAGGCCUAUACUUUGCAAAUAUAUGUCUCUGGACCCGACCCUCCAUGUCUGACGUUCACUGUAACUAUUUUUAACAAGUAUUCAGGUAAUAUAGCAAAUCAACUACACUUCCUGUCUUUGUAUGUCUCUGUUUAUCAGUGUGUCACUCUUUGUACACCAUUGUAAGUUUAUGUGUACAGUAUGUAUGUAUAUAAAAUAUAUUAUUCAAAUUAAUUACCAAAGGGAACGUGUUUGUAAAUUUAACUGUAAUACUCUGUCCCAAUGUACUGUAGGAUGUGUUUAUGGUUUUUGUCAUGAGUGUUUCUGUAUUUGUGACGGUCAUCGACAAACUUCCUUUGGUCGCUGUAACAUAUUAACAUUUCUGUGACCCAGAACUACUUAUCUAUGUGUGCAGUGCUUUGUGGUGCUCGUCCUUAAAGAGUAACUUUUCACCAGGCUGAGAGGAAGGUUUUCAGCCCUAGUGGGGUAACUUCGAUCUUGCUCCACUGUGGCAGGACUGUUCAGUGUUAAGUGCCUUGUUAAGUUUGCAUCCACUCCCUACAGCGGUGUCACGGUGACACUUGUGCACCAGUGCAGCAAGGUGAGAAGCUGAACCACUAGGGGACAACAAAAGCUUUAUUUCCAGGAGGUGUUAGGCUGCCGUCGGAGUUUGUUUGAGGCUAACACCAAUGUUUUGCAGUUGCAUCAGUGCAGAUCACAUUAGCGUCAGUGUUAAAACAAUAUUUCACAAGAUAGCAUGAUUUACCCAACAAGACUUUGAGAGAUUCACAAGUACAAACAGAUGAAAACAGAUUUAAUGUCACUACAUCUCAUAUGUUAUGAUCUGAUUGUUCCAAAUACUAACGAUUAAAGGGAUACUCUGGCGUGAGUUUAAGUUAUGGUCAAACACACUGUAACACAGAGUUAGACACCCCCUCGAGAGAUGAAUGUUGCCGACCGCUUGCCUCUCUAGUUAUACCAACUUAGUAACGACCGCAUGAUAGCAAUACACAGAGGUCUACGUCUCCACACACAAACCUGAACCAAAACGCCACUCUAUAGCCACAAAUAAUGCUCAGAACAGCACCUAACUUCAUCAACAGGACAUAUAAGGUCCCAGCCUUAGUACUAGCAAAUAUCCUUUUUGCUUUGCCCAGUUUCUUUAGCAAAGAGACUAAACACAACUCACCUACUCUCCUCCAGCAGCCGCUUGUUUGUGGGGAGCCCUGACAAGUCGAUCACCGAGUGCUGCGGAUCAUUUCCCUGACGUAAUAAUCAUCAUAAUAAUCAUUUUGCACUGCAGACGCUGUACUUCUUCUGCCUUAACGUCUUGGUCUGAUUGCAGAACUCAUGAAUAUUGUGUGUUUGACCAUUACUUAAACUUAUGCCGGAAUGUCCCUUUAAUGAACCUGUUUCAGUUAUGACAAGUACGAAUCAACAUGUUGCACCUGAACGUUCACAUCACUGGGUGCAAACAGAUGCUAGAAGGGUCAGUGACUUGUGUUACAGGUUGCAGGGUUUUCUUCCUCAGCGAAACACUGCUUCAGAUUUCUGAAAAUUCCCCAAGCUUUAGAGGAAACAUGUACAAAUAGCCAUUUCUAAGAAGUACUUGUGACGCAGACAUAAAUGUGAGUGUAUUUUCUGUAAAGGCCAAUAUUAAUGAAUGUUCAUCAAGAGUCAUACUGAUGAUACCCAAGCAACAAUAAAAACAUGAGAAAAGUCUGA
Molecule: messenger RNA, 33354 nt
Organism: Xyrichtys novacula (pearly razorfish)
Lineage: Eukaryota; Metazoa; Chordata; Actinopteri; Labriformes; Labridae
Source: the annotation of a GenBank genome assembly